AUUUAAUAUGGGAAGUGGAGCAGGUAAAUCUCUUACAAUUCCAGUGGUUUAUGCGGAAUCUUAGAAUAAUAAUCAUCUUGCAAAUUUUAAGACAACAAAUAAAUAGAAAUUUACAAUAACUGAUCCUUAUUCUAAACUUCAAUAAGGUUAUCUUACUAUUCCAUUAAUUGUCAGGAAGGUGGAUGAUAAAGAGCCAAUAAAGGUUGUUCAUGGUGUAGUAGGGUUGAAAAAUCUGGGUAACACAUGUUAUUUCAACAGUGCAAUACAUUGUUUAAGUCAUACAUAGCCUCUACUUGAUUAUAUGUUAUCGAGAGUUUUUGAGAAAGAAAUUAAUAGAAAUAGUAAACUUGGAUCAAGAGGAUAGGUGACUGAAUGUUUUGCUUAAUUGUUGAGCGAUAUUUGGAAGGAUGAAAGAAGUAUAGGAAUGAGUAGUAUAAAUCAGAUGAGUUUGAGUAUGGACAUGCAAAAGAAAUAAAAAUUAUAUGAGAAUUGGGUAGAUCCUUUGCGUUUAUUGACGUUGGUUUAGAAAUAUUCUAAGAGAUUCGAAAUAGGAUGUAAAUAAUUAAAACAUUUAUUAGAACAAGAGGAUUGUCAAGAAUUACUUAGCUAUUUAUUAGAUAUGAUUCAUGAAGAUUUAAAUAGAUGUAAGAAGAAAGAAUCAAUUACAGAAAAGGAUUACAUAGGUGAACCAAAAGAAGAAUGGGCAGCAGAAUCAUGGGGUGAACAUCUCAAAAUUAAUAAGAGUAUUGUGGUUGAUUUGUUUUAGGGAUAAUUGAAAUCUAAAGUAGAAUGCAAAACAUGUAAAUAUUAGAGUCAUAAAUGGGAACCUUUCUUGUUUCUUAAUUUACCAAUUAAAUAAUCAUAAUCUGAAUAAUCAUAAAAAUUAAAUUAAUCUAAAGUUAUGGGCAAUUCAUAAUUAAAGCAAGAUAACUAAUGUUCAUUAACAGAUUGUUUGGAUCAAUUUUAAUAAGAAGAAACUAUUCAAUGGAAAUGUCCAUAAUGUAAAGUAACUAGGGAUUGUAAAAAAGGUAUAAGAAUAUGGAAAUUACCCAAUAUUUUAAUCAUUCACCUCAAGAGAUUCGAGUUUGGAACUAAAGUGUUAGGCAAAAUCACAUCAAAAGUUAUCUUUCCUCUCAAAGAUCUAAAUAUGUCUACUUAUUGUUUCGACUAGGGCAACAUGAUUUAUAAUUUAUAUGCAGUAGCCUAACAUCAUGGUUCAUUAUAAUAUGGCCAUUAUGUUUCUAUAUGUUAGCAUAGAGUUGAUAAUUAAUGGUAUAUGUACAAUGAUGAUGCAGUUUUAAAGGUAUUUUUUUAAUCGAACCUAGAUUCAAAAUCCUGAAAAGAUGAUUGUAAAUGAAUAUGCUUAUGUUCUAUUUUAUUAAAAAUAAACAGAAUCUAUUUAUAGAUAAACUAUUACUGAUCCUAGUUAUUGGCCUCAUAAUUAAAGUGAUAAAAAAUAAACAUAAGGUGUCCCACUUAAAGAUGAAUCAAAAUAAUAAACAUUAACACUUAUGGAUUAUGAAGAAACUGAAUAAAAAGGUUAACUAGAUGACACAAGUCCUCAAAAUAUUUCACGCAAUUCUAUUAAAUUAGAAUCUUAAGAUUUCAGUUAAAUGGAAUCUUUAAAUUUCAAUAGACUCGAAUCUUAAAACGGAAAGAAAAAAAAUGUCCCUAAUCCUAUUAUUAGAGAAUAAAAUAAUAAAUCAAACUCUAUUUAUAAAAGAUCACGUCCUUCUGAUGAUAAUUAUAGUAAUAGUGAUCAAUAAACUUCUAUUCCUAUAAUUAGAGAAUAAAACAAUAAAUCAAAUUCUAUUUAUAAAAGAUCACGUCCUUCAAAUGAUAAUUAGAGUGACAAUUAUCAAUAAAUUUCUAUAACUAAAUUAUAAGAAGAGGUAUAUAUAUAAGUAUUAUUAAUUUUAAAGUGGGGUUUUUUACCAGAUAGUAACACACAAAAAUAAAUGGACAAGAAAGUAGAAAAAAAGUUUGUAGAGAUGAGAGCCAAAAAUACUCGUAAAUGA
Messenger RNA from Paramecium sonneborni, 2018 nucleotides. The record is from the annotation of a GenBank genome assembly. Lineage: Eukaryota; Ciliophora; Oligohymenophorea; Peniculida; Parameciidae.